AUGUCUCGCCAUCAUCCCGACUUGGUCAUGUGCCGCAAGCAGGCUGGAAUCGCCAUCGGACGCCUGUGUGACAAGUGCGAUGGCAAAUGCCCGGUUUGCGACAGCUACGUUCGUCCUACGACCAUCGCCCGCAUCUGCGACGAAUGCUCCUUCGGAAACUACCAGAAUAAGUGUGUGGUCUGCGGUGGUGACGGCAUCUCCGACGCGUUCUACUGCUUUGAGUGUACACGACUCGAGAAAGACCGGGACGGUUGCCCUAAGAUCAUCAACUUAGGCAGUUCGAGGACGGAUCUCUUCUACCAGAAAAAGAACUUCAGAAAUCACUAA
Mytilinidion resinicola is the source of this 327-nucleotide messenger RNA. RefSeq names its product PHF5-like protein. Bases 1 to 327 code for a protein of 108 amino acids. The record is from RefSeq and is a predicted model, not a curated record. The transcript is spliced from 3 exons. Gene Ontology annotation, cellular component: catalytic step 2 spliceosome; U2 snRNP; precatalytic spliceosome. Gene Ontology annotation, biological process: mRNA splicing, via spliceosome. NCBI's taxonomy places the organism in Eukaryota, Fungi, Ascomycota, Dothideomycetes, Mytilinidiales, Mytilinidiaceae.